UGUGCCGUAACCCACUAGCCUCUCCCAGUGUGACACAGCACCUUUCUCUACCUGCAGUACUACCUUUGGUCAUCACAACCGGUCGAGGUGCAUCACCUACAGUACUACCUUUGAUCAUUACAACCGGUCGAGGUGCAUCACCUGCAGUCGACCUUUGGUCAUCACAACCGGUCGACGUGCAGCACCUACAGUUCUACCUUUGAUCAUUACAACCGGUCGAGGUGCAUCACCUGCAGCAUGUUGGGCGUGGCUGUUAUCUCGUCCAGAUGGGCACUAUUCCUCGUGACGCUGCUGCACACGGGCUCAGGGCACGCUCCCUACCGAGAUAAAAUACCCAACGGUCACAAUGUCCCCAGCCCCUGCAAGCCCGGGGAGACGUGGGCAGGGGUGGGGCACAAGCUGAUGGCGGGGGGCGGGGUCAGGAACACCUUCGGACAGGAUUUUGCAGACAACGGCAAGGAAUGGACAAGAGCGCUGUGUGAGAAAGAUUCGGACAGUGACGGAUUGACCAAUGGUCAGGAACUGGGCGACCCCAACUGUACCUGGUCUCAGGGAAUGACAAACCCCACCGGUUCAACGCUAUCCCACCCAGGUGUGUGUGACCCCUGGAACGACCCCAAGUGUCUGGCCAGAGACGAGAGUUGGGUACUGACGGCCUGUCAGUCUUCAGACUUCACCUGCAGCAGCAUCAAUGACGUCAACGUGCGAAACAUGGAUCUGAAGAUACCACGGACAUCUGUACCACCAGUUGAAACAACCUACAUGUGUCAGAUCUUCUCCAUCCCCAACGACACCGACUACCACAUCAUUGCCAGCACGCCCAUCAUCGACAACGUCAACAUCAUGCACCACGCCGUCAUCUUCGGCUGCACUGAAGAUGAAGAUGAAUCCCUUGCCCCCUUUGUUUGCGGCAUGCUUCCUGGUGGGAGCUGUCGUGCCCUCGUGAGCCUCUGGACAUUGGGCAACGCUGGUGAUUGCAUCCACGAGUCGGUGGGAUUCCGGAUGGGGGUACACGGCUUCAAGAAGUUAGCUGUUCAGUUGCACUGGAACAAUCCCGAAAAGAGAAGUGACUAUUUCGACCAAUCAGGAAUGAAAAUCUACUUCACCCCGGUCCUGCGAGCUUAUGAUGCAGGUAUCCUGACAACUGGUCAAGAGAGCCUACUGAUCCCACCUGGAGAGCCUAGUGUGAAGACCAUGGCCAGAACCCCCGGCGCAUGUACCAACCGUUCCUUCACAGGGACAAUCUAUGUAACAGAAGCUGCUAACCACAUGCAUUACCUAGGUGUCUCCCAAUCUCUGGAGCUCUACAGGAAUGGCGUCAAAGUCCGAGAUCUUGCACGUGACCGUAAAUAUAACUAUGACAACCCACUGACCCACAAAUUCAGUGAGCCCGUUGAGAUCCGACCUGGUGACGAGCUGAGGACGCAUUGUGAGUUCGCAUCCUCCAAGAAGUCUACGACAACGAUGUUCGGUGAUGCGACGUCCGACGAGAUGUGCUACAGUUUCAUCACCUACUACCCUCAACAGAAGUCCAACAGACCAUUCUUCACCAACUUCAAGAGUAUUCCUAAAUGCAUGCUUGACAUUGAGGACACGUACGAAGGUUGUGCUUGGAAGACAAUUUUAUCCGACCCCGAAUUAUUGCAGCUUCAAGUCCUUGUGAACACCACUUGCAACUUGUUUGAGAAGUGUUCGCCGGCAUGUUACAACGCCAUUCAGACAACAAAGCAGCACAAAUGUUUCCAGGGCGAUAUAUGGAAAUAUAACAUCUAUACACUGUUAAGGAUGAAGGUCACGGUCACGUUUCUCAUGAAGUUGCGGUCGUGUGAGUGUGAAGACGUUGCACCCUCCUCAGCAUCCCCUACAGCCCCCGACGCAGUCUCCAAGCCUGACAACAGCACCUGUGACUGGGCAGGCUUAUAUGUUCCAUCGGUUGCUAACCCACUCGACACUAUCUUCAUCAACGUCACCGGCAGUUGUGCUGCUACGGGCGACUGUCUCCAGGAGUGCGUGCCUGCUGUCAGGGCUGCGAGGGAACAUCCGUGCUUCCAGGGAGCGGAGUGGGAACACGGACGGCGCUACCUCUAUGAAAGAUCAAACUCCAAGACUCUGGAGUUUCUCUUGGACUUUGAAUCCUGUAAUUGCGAGUUGAGGAUCGCUGCUACACCUCCUACUACACCUGCUACUGAAUCUGAUACGAAACCUACAACGGGUGCAGUUUCAUUUCAGUAUAGUUAUCAGCACUUUGUUCUUCUAACAAUCAUUUCCGUCUUCAGUGUUCUUGCUUCGUAAAGAGAUACGCUUAACAAACCUUAUAAUUCUGUACCGAGAUCCGAUGACUAAGCAAAUGAGGUUAUCUAUCAAAAACUCUUUUCAUAAGCUCUAUACAUCGAUGGCAUGCCUACUGGCUUGAAAAUACUAUUUCAUGACGUUCCCCAAAGGUUGGUAGUUUUUGUAAACAAGCGUGGCUUCACAUAACUUGGCACUAUAUAUAUAUAUAUAUAUACAUGCAUGUUAUUCCUUCGCUGUUUCUAAGUUGUCUUUGUGAAUGAAAUUUUCACAUCGUGUUUCAUGUAUAAUUAUAACGUUGUAACUACCCACUUGUCAACUGCUACUGUAACUGCAGUUUGUACUCCUACUGCUACUGUUACUAUAACUGAUUCCCUUCCUCCUCCUACCACUAUAACUUCUAUUGCUACAGCUACCACCACCACUACUACAACUACUACUACUACUACUAGUAGUACUACAUACUACAACUACUACUACCACCACUACUACUACUACU
Haliotis rufescens (red abalone) is the source of this 2788-nucleotide messenger RNA. RefSeq lists its product as uncharacterized. Gene Ontology annotation, molecular function: dopamine beta-monooxygenase activity; copper ion binding. NCBI's taxonomy places the organism in Eukaryota, Metazoa, Mollusca, Gastropoda, Lepetellida, Haliotidae. The coding region runs from base 238 to 2292 and encodes 684 amino acids. The record is from RefSeq and is a predicted model, not a curated record. The transcript is spliced from 9 exons.